AUGCUUCUGAGGAGGUUCUAUAUCCAAGAGAAUGAAAAGGCUCCAGUGCCAAAAACGAAGAAAAGUAGAGAGCUCAAGACAGAGUUUAUGCCUCUUGAUUACUCGAAGUACAUUGCAUCAGAAGAAGAGUUUAUUGAGCUAUAUGGUGAAGACCAGUUAUUCAUCUAUCGAGCUUCACUCAGUGCGUCACAAGACAGUGCGAUAGCACAGCCAGACGAAGACGACGACUCAGAGCUGAGCGAGGAGUACGAUCUACACCCCAAGAAACGGAAAAUGUCCAUCGAAGUCAAGGGCAUAGAGCUUCCAGAGACAUAUGCAGUGAAAAUAUGA
Sugiyamaella lignohabitans is the source of this 330-nucleotide messenger RNA. RefSeq names its product Tad2p (gene TAD2). Bases 1 to 330 code for a protein of 109 amino acids. The transcript has a single exon. The record is from RefSeq and is a predicted model, not a curated record. NCBI's taxonomy places the organism in Eukaryota, Fungi, Ascomycota, Dipodascomycetes, Dipodascales, Trichomonascaceae.